This is a messenger RNA of Poecilia latipinna (sailfin molly), 8135 nucleotides long. It is a transcript of the gene sema4gb, whose product is annotated as sema domain, immunoglobulin domain (Ig), transmembrane domain (TM) and short cytoplasmic domain, (semaphorin) 4Gb. Bases 157 to 2814 code for a protein of 885 amino acids. Gene Ontology annotation, cellular component: plasma membrane. Lineage: Eukaryota; Metazoa; Chordata; Actinopteri; Cyprinodontiformes; Poeciliidae. Gene Ontology annotation, biological process: axon guidance; negative chemotaxis; positive regulation of cell migration. The transcript has 14 exons. The record is from RefSeq and is a predicted model, not a curated record. Gene Ontology annotation, molecular function: semaphorin receptor binding; chemorepellent activity.
AUUCAUCUUUUCUAUCCCUGCACAGACGGACUGACUGGAGGAUAAUGAAAGUGCGUGUCUGAGGCAGGAAUAAGAAGAUACACACUUUGCAGACACUUGCAUUUUUUGGAUCCAACAAACUGAGUGCUGCAUUGGACCCGGGUCGGUGUGUUAAACAUGGGGGACCAGAAAUCAAUUCAGCCCUUCCUGCUCCUGCUGCUGAUGCUGAUGCUCCUCAACAGGCUGUCUCAGCUGUGGGCAUUUCCCUUCAGCCCAUCCCUGGACCUGGACGUCACUCCCAGGACGACUAUUUUUCAUAAAGGAAUGCUGAGCAGCAAUGGUUUCACGGGCUCAUCCCAGAACUACAGCACCUUGCUGCUAGAGGAGGAGACUGGGCGUCUCUACGUGGGAGGCAGAGGAGCUUUAUAUGCGCUGAACACCUCCAACAUCUCCACAUCGGCAAACCUCACUAUUGAUUGGAAUGCCAGCCCCGAACAGAAGAAGCAGUGUUUAAAUAAAGGCAGAAACAAUCAGACAGAAUGUCACAACCACAUCCGCUUUCUGCAGCGAUUCAAUGAAACCCACCUGUACGUCUGUGGAACAAAUGCCUUCAGACCUCUCUGUGUUUACAUAGAUACAGAGAGAUUUAACUUCUCGUCUGGUUUUGAGGAGGGAAGAGACAGAUGUCCAUAUGACCCAGCAAAGGGAUUCACUGGCCUCCUCAUUGAUGGUGAGAUGUUCACAGCCUCCCAGUACGAGUUUCGGAGCUCCCCAGACAUCCGCAGAAAUUUCCCCUUCCCCACUCUCAGGACAGAGGAGGCUCCAACCCGCUGGCUUCUGGAGGCAGACUUCGUGGGCUCUGUGCUGCUGAAGGAGAGCAUCAACAGCUCCAUAGGCGACGAUGACAAGAUUUACUUCUUCUUCACGGAGAGAAGCCAGGAGCAGGUCGCUUAUCCCAGCCAGACCAAGGUGUCUCGGGUCGCUCGAGUCUGCAAGAAUGACUGGGGUGGCCAGAGGACUCUGCAGCGGAAGUGGACCACCUUCCUUAAGGCCAGAAUGGUGUGUUCAGUCCCAGAAUAUGAGCUUCACCUCAAUGUCCUGCGGGAUGUGUUUGUCCUGCAGGGGAGAGACGUGCAAAGCAGCAUCUUUUAUGGCGUUUUUGGCUUGGAAUGGAAGAAUAUCAAAGCAUCCGCCAUCUGCCAAUACGCCUUCUCAGAUGUGCGCAGAGUGUUUGAAGGACCAUACAUGGAGGUGCAGGAUUCGAAGUGGAGGGAAUAUACAGGCAAGGUUCCGGAGCCGAGACCUGGUUCGUGCAUAACAGACGUACACAGGUCCCAGGGCAUAAACUCCUCUCGAGACCUCCCAGACAGCGUGCUCACGUUCGCCAGGAGGCACCCGCUGAUGGCUAAGCAGGUUCACCCAGUAGACCUGCGGCCGCUCAUGUUCAAGAGGAGCGUCAACUACGUCAAGAUCGCCGUGCACAAGGAGCCGGCGCUGGAUGAAAACCUUUACACUGUCUUGUUUCUGGGAACAGAUGACGGGUGGCUGCACAAAGCUGUGGAGGUCGACGGAGAGACGCAUAUCAUAGAGGAGCUCCAAAUAUUUGCCAAGCCACAGCCAAUAGAAAGCAUGGUGACAUCUGCAGUACAGAGGAGCAUCUACAUCGGCUCCCACUCUGGCGUGAUCCAGGUGCCAAUGUCCGCCUGUCAGAGAUACACUUCCUGCUAUGACUGCGUAUUUGCCAGAGACCCAUUCUGCGGCUGGGACGGGAGAGUGUGUGUGGAAAUAUCGUCACGUCCGCAGAGGUCAAACUUAACGCAGGACAUCUCUAGAGGAACCAGAGGCUGUAAAGAGAAUCCAGGAAAUGUGAUCCAUCGGAGACGGGCUGUGAUGUCGGGGGACGAUGUGUUGCUCCAGUGCGAGCUUCGCUCCAACCUGGCAACUCCGCGCUGGACCCUAAAUGGCAAGGAGCUCCAGGGAUACGGGUUGAGCACAGGCUACCGCGUUGGGACGGACGGGCUCCUUAUAAUAGGUGCUCGCACCCAGCAAGGUGGCUCGUAUCGCUGCUUCGCAGUGGAGAACGGGGUCUCGGUGCUGGUUUAUCUUUACACGGUGAAGGUUCACACAGAUCCAUACUUCCCAGUGGAGCCCACAGACUCCACAGAACCCACUACCGUCUCCAGCCCGGUGGUUUUCUCCACCGCCAGCCCCACUGAGCAGCCUCUGCCCUCGCCGCCAGCACCGCUGCCGCCAGGAGCCAAUUUCCAGACCUACAGACACAUGGAGGCCAUCUACAUAUCUCUGGUGGCGGUUCUGGGAGGGCUUUGCUUAGUGCUAACUGUGGUGCUGCUCUACGUAAGCUUCUGCACCAGACGGGAGAGUCGGAGUCGGAAGUUCUCCCAUCAGAACCUCCAUGUUCUUGGGUCCUCGGAUAGAAAGAGGAGCUCCCACCUGGAGCUCAAAACCAUCUCCAGCCACUGCAACGGACGCCAGGGCCGGCGCUCCAUCUCGGUGCCGACCUUCGGGGACUUCAACGACAGCUUCCUGCAGAUAAUCCCCGGCGACGACCAGAUGUCUCCGGCCAAAACGCCGCCGCCAGCUCCCCCUCUCCCCAACCCGCCUCCACUUCCGAACAUGGACUACGCCAACGGGCUGUCGGCCACGCUGCCCAGCGUUCUGAGGAAGAUGAACGGGAAUAGCUACGUGCUGCUGAGGCAGGCCGACCCCGAGGGCAUGUCACCGCUCUAUCACUCAUUCACGGAGGAGCUCAACCGGAUCCUGGAGCAGAGGAAACACACACAGCUGGACAUGCAUCCCGAUGAGAGCUCCAUCUAGGACGCUCCGGUCAAUAUUUUUGGUCCAACUUAUUUAUUUGUAACCCAAACGGAGAUGUUCAGUUGUGGGGAAAAGCUGAAAUUCAAACCAUGGAAGCUCCUGCGUCUGGAGAGCGUCCAUGAGUUCUCCUUGUGAUGGACCAAAAGAACCAGAGUGACUGAAACAAGCUUAGCGGCUGUGAAGAAUUUGCACUAAAAUAAAGCAAAUGGAUGCGGGACGAUGUCACCUCACUGGACUCUGCAGAGGUUUAGGGACGAUGGGAGUUGCAUUGCAAUGAAUCACUGGAUUUUUUUUUUUUUUUUUUAGAUUUUUGAGAAGUUUAAACAUUGUGUAUUAUUUAUUCUGAGUAGCACAAAGGGAUACUCUUCUCCAUAUGGAUGUUUAGAAAAAUAACGUCUUUGCUAGUUUGAAUACUGAGAACUGAGACCGUUGUACAAUGUGUUUUUUUGUUGUUGUUUUUUUUCUGUCUCGGCCACCUGGACGGCAGAAAGUGAGGUUGUUCGUAAAAGUAGAGGUUUCAAUUUUCCUGAUUUGGGGUAACAAUACUUAUUUAUGGCUGAAAUUUGGCGAAAGAUGUUUUUGAAACUUGUUUGUUACAGUACAACCACAAACUAUUGCAAGUAUUUUUGUUAUUUACCAAGACCAUAGCUAGAAUCUCCACAAUGUAGACUGAAGCCAUUGUGAAUUAGAAGGAAAGUGACAGGUUUUCCAUCCAAAGUGUUUUAGAAAUACAAUCUGAGAAGUGUGCCGUGCAUUUGUAUUCAGUUCUUAUGAGUCAAUACUACCUUUCGUAUAGCUACAGCUGCAAGUCUUCAGAGGUUUGCAUAUCUAGAGACUGAAACUAUCGACUAUUCUUCUUUCCUGCUGAAAAGUGAACCUUUGCCUCUGUCUCAAGUGUGUUGCGGCCUUUAACAGAUUUUCCUCUCUUGCCCUGUAUUUAGCUCCAUCCAAUCGUCCCAUUUAAAGUUUGAAAAUGCCUCUUCCUCCCUGCUAAAUAAAAGCAUUCCUACAGUAUGAUGCUGCCAGUGCCACCACAAUGCCGGGCCAAAAAUAUCAGUUUUGUCUGAAGUUUGAUGCAAGAGCACUGGAUUCUAGCCGUAUCAGAGUGAAGAGGAGGGAAUACUUUUGCUAACCAUCCUCACAGAGAGUCUUGUUUCCACCCGUCUUGUCAUUGUUCCCCACCGUUUCUUCUUCACCCCAUAGUGGACAGCACGCCCAAAUUACUUUAAAUGGUUGACCCUGGUUGGUUAAACUCAUCGGCCUUGUGUGCCUCCACUCCCUGCAUCAUCAUUGUUGCAUCAGUCCUGCUUUUACUAACUUUUUCUCUCCUCUCUGGACUCUCUUUUCACGUACACCCUACAUAAAAUCUGCUAAAAAAAAAUCCCUUUUUAUUUCUUAAGAACUAUAUUUUGUUCAGAUAUCGUCACUAAGAUGUUUCUUCCAGACUUUAGAACUUCCACAUUCUAUUAAGCUGCCGAACGAUGGUUUGAAGCAAAAACGGUACAUCAUUUUUUAAAAUCACCAUAAAUUGUGGAAAUGCAAUCGAAUUCAAACACAUAAAAGCUUUUGUGGAGAGCUGAGGUUUAAAUGAUUCUCCCAGCAUAUUUCCUGCUGUAGACGUCAGUUCACACUAUUUCUUAGUUAUUGUCAGGAAGUAUUGGAUCUCUGUUUUCCCACUCUGAAUGGAGGAAGAAAGGAAGCUUGGAGUCAAAGACGAAUCUGUGACACAACCACAAUGGAUAGUACAUUUUUUUGUGAAAUGAGCAUUGUGCUUGAAACAUCGCUUGAGAAAUAUUGUAUGAAACAUAUAUUUCUGUGUGUUCAUUUAAAACACUAUUUUGUCUUGUCUCUUGUUUAAACACUCGCUUCCCUUUUCCAGGCUCGAUAUAUUGCGUCUGUAAAAACAGCUGCAGCUGGGCUAUUGCUUGUUUCUUACUUUCCGCCAUUUAUGGGGGCCGGAGGAGGGGGGAAACAACAAAACAAAACUGCAUUUAAGGAAAUGUGCCGUGUGUGAAAGGAGGAGUCAGUAUUCAGCUGGAUUAACUGAUUUAUCUAAAUACUGCAGACGGACUUUGUGGCUUUUAAAAAGCACAGCACACCCUGAAGGAAAAUAGAUAAAAUACAGUAAAUAUGUUUCUUAUUCAUGACUAUGACUCCUCCCACAUUUAAACUGCAGGCAACUUUUGCCUCCAUUUCUCUGCACACUUACAUGCCAGCAUUCAUAUAUACACAGAGCAUAAUAGUCACAUGGCAGCAGGUGCAAUCUCACAAUUACAUAUACACAAGGAGCAUCAGCAGCUGAGAAACAAUUUUACAUGUUAAUAUUGUUAAUUUAUAUUUUGUUAUAAUUUAGUAACUAUUUUUUUAAUUUUUUACAUGUUUUCGUUUUUGUCUUGUUCUGUUUAUCACUAUUGUAAUCAUUUCUGCAAUUACCUCAGCCCCUUUAGUUUUUUUCCUCCAUGUCCCUGCCAUCUUUGUCUUUUUAGCAAAAAUGUAAUGACAUCACAGAAGAAAAUAGUUAUUUGGCUGUUUCAGAAUCAAAGAAUGUCUGUUUUACCCUGAAACCGGUACAAAUAGAGUAUUAGCACAUCAGUUUGUCCUCUGCAGUAAGAAUAGAGAGAGAGAGAGAGAAAAAUCUGCAGGUGGCAAAAUUUUAGACCGGACAUGCAGUGUGAUGCCAAAAAACAACCAAAAGCUGCAGAGCUCACAGUAUUUCCAUGGCAAGGUGAGCAUCCCUGUGAUUAAAUACAGACUGUAUAAUAUACGAUGACUGAAAUGAAUCUGUGAGCAGUUUGUAAACAUGUCACAGUCGUUCGUGAACAAAUGUCUGUCUUCCCAGGAAGGUGUCGAGUCAGCUCUUGCGGCUCAGCAGCAGGCAGGCCUGUCUCGUGGCUUGCAGUGCAUAAGUCAGAGCAGCGCAGCGUGGCUCACCUUCACGAAGAGAGGGCAGGAGCAUUUAGGCUUCCUGUGUUCCUGCCGUCUCUGCAGGCUGAUGCAGCCUUUUAGGGUACAAGACCACUUGGUCUUUGUGCACAGAUUUUAUUUUCUUUGCUUGUCAAUUCAAGCCUCACUCAGUUGCUUUGUGCAACAUUGGAGCAUUUCUUAACGUUAUCUACAAAAUCCGAGUUAAUCCGUUGAAUAAUUCUUUACAGUGAUUGAAAUAUAGCAAAACUGUGUAAUUUGAGUUCUAAAAAUUUGUAUUUCAAUAAUUGAGGGUCUGCUGUACAAACAUGUUCAACAUGUUCCUUCAAAGUUUCUGCAUAUAAAAUUCAGAGAAGUAUACUAUUAUUGAACUGUGCUGAUUGUAGAAGUUAGUCUGGACGGGGAGCAGUUAUGCCAUGUUUGAUUUGCCACAGAAAUCAGAUCUGGAAAUGAGUUUUCAACCCAGUUUGGCUUGAACCAGCUGCAAGUCACGGAACUGUAUUUGGGAUAGCUACUUGUCGUAGUGCUAAUUACUAUAACCAAUAAAACCAAUGACAACAUAUAAUUUUCCCUUUUGUGCAAACAUUUAAGGAGCAUGGUCAGAUGUAAGGAUUGCAAAAUACUGUAUGUGCCGCUGGCUUACUGAGAUAUAAACUUCCACAGGUCCAAAUUAAGGGUUUAAUCCUGGUUUUCACAGCACAUUUUAUUUAUCUCUCACCGCCAACGCUAAAUUCAUUUCAGAUUUUGACUUCCAACCAAAGCAUUUUAUUUAUCCAAGUUAAAACUUGGACAAUCUGACCUCCAAAUGGAAUUGAAUGUACCAUCAGAACAUCCCACUGCUCAUCCAACUUCUAACUGAUUCACAAUGUGCAUAGUCUCAUGAAUCAGUCACAGUGGAUGUGGGAAGGUUGUCAUAUCAGUAUUGAGUGUGUUUCAUUUGCAAAUUGGAAAAAUCAGUGGGUUUCUUCUUUUUUUUUUUUUUUUUCUCAAUAGAUCGCACGGUACAUUGCUUGUUAUUGGUUUAUCAAGAUGCAAACAGCUGCUGCACAUGUGAAACUAGUGGGAGUUGGAAGUAUAAACUGUUUAUUUUCAUUUCUGACGGUUUGCAUCACAUUAAAACAACAGCACGCACAGCACUGUAAAAUGUAGAUUCGUAAACAAGUUUCCUUAUGAUUCGAGUCAGCUGGGAUUGCUAGCAGUACUUAGCGCCUCGGCAUUUAGCAGAUCCUGCUGGUUUUUACUGAAUAACAAAUAAAAUGCGCUCAAGUUCAACUGUGACAUCUGAUUCCCACGUAAAAUCAAACAGAAUAUCACAAAUCAACUAUUUUUUUUAAAUAAUAACGCUUAAAGAAGCUGCAAAAGUGUUUUAUUUUUUCCUUUCUUUGCCUUUAAGAUGCUUUUGAUUCUGCAGAAAAACACUUUUUUCAGAGAAGAUGUAUUUCAGGCUUCAAUCCUUGUUUUCUGUCAACUCACUUCGGUUUUUUUUUUUCUUUUAACUUUUACUCUGCUGCCUCCACAAUUUCCUCAUCCCAUUACCGCUACAUUAAACUUUUAUCCAUCCAUUCGCUCUCUCAAGGACCCUGUUGAGUUUAUGAAUGAUUGCUAAUCAAUUUGAGCCAGAUUUCCAAGAACACUCAUGUUUAUCUUUGUGUUUUUGCAGGUGCAGGAAAGAGGCAACGAGUUUCUAUGUUGAUGCUUAGCACAUAGUUAAGGAUAUUUUUAUACUUCCAGCUAAUCUAUAAUGCUAUAUAUUUAUAGGGUACAGUUUUAUUUAAAUCAAAGUUGUAAAAAGUUGUAUUUUGUAGCACAUGUAAAGUGAUACAACGCUGCUUCCUCUGGUGUUAGAUAAACAGUAAAUUAUCGUGCUCAGUUUUUCUUCUGAACAACUCAUGCAUGUCCAUACUGAAUCCUGAGUCUCUGCUGCUUCGUUUUGUUUAUUUGAAGUUUGAGUGAAGAAGUCAAUACGUGCAUUUUUUGAUCACUGGAUUUUCUGUUUAAAAAGCAAAAUAUCAAAUUAAAAUACACCCAGGUUUACAUUAACAUUUGCAUUUAGUAGAGUAUUUUGUCAUUUCAAAUGAAAACUAAACACCUACAUUUUCUUGUUUUUUAUUUUUUAUAUUUGUUACUGGUUCCUCACUAGAAUAUCCAGUUACUCAAAUAUGCACGCAGCACUGUGUGGAAAACUACAAUGCAAACUUAUAUCUUUGACUUAAGUCACUGUCAUUUAUUUAUACUUUAUGAUAUAUGUGGAAAUGCAAUGUUACUUGAUUUAUUUAAUGGCUUCCAUGAUCUGUGCUGUUUAUUAUUGUAUAUUUCAAAAAUGAUGUAAAAUCUCAUGUAAACACUGACCCCUUCCAUCCGUUUUUCUUCUAUUUGACAUAAAUCUGUAUUUCCUUUCA